CUUCAGCGGAGGUGGCGCCAGUAAGGGCGGAAGCAGUAUCUGGGGUCCGGCCUGGGGUGCGGUCCCCGCCGGGCUGCAGCCCAGUGUGGGCUGCUGCGAUGGAACUCAGCGCCGAGAACCUCCGGGAGAAACUGCAGCGAGAGCUGGAAGCUGAGCAUGUGGAGGUAGAGGAUACCACUCUCAACCGUUGCGCGUGCAGCUUCCGAGUCCUGGUGGUGUCCUCGAAGUUCGAGGGGAAGCCGCUGCUACAGAGACACCGGCUGGUGAACGCGUGCCUAGCAGAGGAGCUCCCGCACAUCCAUGCCUUUGAGCAGAAGACCCUGACCCCGGAGCAGUGGACCCGUGAACGGCAGAAAUGAGGGCCUGGGACUUGCACAGCCAUUAAACUGUCAUUCAGGACCA
This is a messenger RNA of Loxodonta africana (African savanna elephant), 402 nucleotides long. It is a transcript of the gene BOLA2B, whose product is annotated as bolA family member 2B. Gene Ontology annotation, biological process: intracellular iron ion homeostasis. The record is from RefSeq and is a predicted model, not a curated record. Gene Ontology annotation, molecular function: 2 iron, 2 sulfur cluster binding. Gene Ontology annotation, cellular component: nucleus; cytosol. NCBI's taxonomy places the organism in Eukaryota, Metazoa, Chordata, Mammalia, Proboscidea, Elephantidae. Bases 99 to 359 code for a protein of 86 amino acids. The transcript is spliced from 3 exons.